Messenger RNA from Chenopodium quinoa (quinoa), 4002 nucleotides. RefSeq names its product pentatricopeptide repeat-containing protein At2g36240-like. The record is from RefSeq and is a predicted model, not a curated record. Lineage: Eukaryota; Viridiplantae; Streptophyta; Magnoliopsida; Caryophyllales; Amaranthaceae. Gene Ontology annotation, molecular function: protein binding. The transcript has 2 exons. Bases 864 to 2303 code for a protein of 479 amino acids.
CACACACACUUUUCUAACUCUUAGGUAUUUUGUAUCUAAAUGAUAUAAGAAUGAUUUAAAUCAGACUUUCCCAAAUGGCUAUGAUUGAUAUGAAAAAUGGCAAAAAUGCACUCACACGAGAUGAAAUUAGCCGUAGACGGUAGACAUUAACAAUUUACUCAUACAUGCAUUUAAUAUUAUAACUACUGAUCAGUAAUGUACUACUUCUAUCUUUGUCUCAUAAUAUUUGCCUCAUAUCUUUUACGUUUGGUUCUAUACUACUUUCAACUAUAAGCACCAUAUCUUUACAAGAAUUACACCCCACCAAUCCACCACUUUGGUCAAUUCCUUUCAACCAAAAAAAAAAAAAGUAUUCAUCCCCUAAUAGAGCAAACAAAGGGAGAUAGAGCCAUAGAGGCACUAGUUAGCUUAUAUACUUUGUAACAAUUCGAAUUUCAGUUCAGUUCAAUUCAGCUACAAAUUUCCCUCUCUUAUAAAAUAUUCAUUUCAACUCAGUUCAGUUCCGUUCGACUUCAAUUAAUUCAGCUCGAUUCAGUUCAGUUCAGUAAAUAUGAACGGGCGCCAAGUAUGUAGUGUUAGUUUAUUUUAGAAAUUUUUGUUGUAUCAUCUAAUUAUGCCUAUCUAAUUAAUAUUAUAAUAGAUUAUUUUGUUGUCCAUUAAUUUGUAGUUGACGGGUGCCCUACCAUCCUCGAAAUCACGGUUCCGACACUGGUGUAGAACACAGUUCCGACUUCCGAGUUUUCCAAUUUUAUCGAAACAGGGCGUCAUUGAUUAAUUUUUAAAGAUCAAACUUUUCCAGAAUUCGAAUUCGACAGUCGCUCGCUCACUUUUAGGAUAUAAAGGGAAGAAUUACAUUGUUAACAAUGAGAGCUUCAAUGAGGAAGCUGAUAGCACCUCAAAUGAAGCACCUUCAACAAACAACACCCACUGUAACCCUAGCUCCGAUCCCUCAGCUUGGAGCCGCCUUCCCCACCCCGUUACCCACUCUUUCUCUAACCUCACCAACCACGCAAUCCCAGCUCUUAACCUUCCUCAAGAUACACCUUAGAUCACCAAUAACCUCGCAAACUCUCCUCCACUUCCUCAAGAACAAGCUGCAUUACCACCCAAAAUUCACCCACCUUGACUUCCAUAUAUUCCAGUGGGCCAGUACCAUUGAUUCUUAUCGCCAUGACCAUCAUACUUAUGAAUGGAUGAUCAGGACCCUUGCUGUUUCUGACCGCUUUGAUGCCCUCCGAGUAGUGGUCCUUGAUAUUAUGCCCUCUAAACCGUGCCCAUGCGCUGACGGAAUCUUUUGUUGCCCAAGGAUUGAACCUAUAUUUAGAUUCGCCAUCAAUUCUUACUGCAGAGUUGGGAGACUGAAUGAUGCUUCACUUGCUUUUGAUACUAUGAAAAAAUUGAUUGAUGGGAAGCCUAGUGUUGCUGUUUAUAAUAUUUUGAUUCAUGGGUUUGUCAAAAACGGUCAGCAUGAUAAGGCAUUGCACUUGUAUGAUCAGCUUAUUCUGGAUCGAGUUAAGCCUGAUGUGUUUACUUUCAAUAUAUUGAUUAGUGGCUAUUGUAAAAGUAAUCGUUUUGGCUCAGCUUUGGAGCUGUUUAAGGAAAUGCGAGCGAAGAGUUGUGAACCGAAUGUGGUUAGUUUCAAUACUUUAAUAAGAGGGUUCUUUAAGGAGAGAAAAUAUGAGGAAGGGGUUGCCAUGGCAUAUGAGAUGAUUGAUAUGGGGUGUCAAAUUUCAACUGUAACUUGUGAGAUUUUGGUGAACGGGCUUUGCAAGGUAGGGAGAAUGUUAAGGGCAUCUGAGUUGUUGAUUGAUUUAUCAAGGAAAAGAGUUUUGCCAGAUGGAUUUGAUUGCUCUGAUCUUGUUGAGAGCCUUUGCAGUGGAUCAAAUGCAAUUAGAGCAUUAGAGGUUGUGGAGGAGAUGUGGAAAACAGGGAAAAGUCCUGGCAUCAUUGCUUGUAGUACUUUGGUAGAAGGUUUGAGGACUUCUGGAAACAUAGAAGAUGCACUGAGGUUCGUCAACAAGAUGCUAAAAGAGGGUAUCAUGUUAGAUAGUGUGACUUUUAACUGUCUCCUUCAAGAUGCUAGUCAUUUGGGAAGAACUGCUGAAGCUGAUAGAUUGAGGUUGUUGGCUUCUAGCAAGGGUUUAGAUGCUGAUGAUGUAACCUACAACAUAUUAGUUGCUGGUUACACAAGGGAAGGUAAAACAAAAGAAGGAGAGCUCCUGGUUGAGGAGAUGUUGGACAAAGACUAUAUUCCUGAUAUUGCCUCCUACAACAGAUUAAUAGAUAGGCUGCAUAACAUUUGAAACUUUGCUGGUUCAGGGCGAAAUACCAAACUAAGGUAAUCAAGAGGCACAUCAAUAACAUUUUUUUACCUGCAUUAAUGCCAAAUAGCAUGAUUGAAAUGGUGAAAGGCUGUGGAAUGAAUGGUGACAAAAAAGAUAGCAUUACAGGCUAUAGCCUUUUCACCUCUAAGCUGCUAACGACACCUUCCUUGCUCCCUUCAACCCCUCGAUUGAUCUAAUGCACUGAUGAUUCAGUAGAAGGCAAGGAGAGCAAUCUAGCAUCAAAGAUAAUAUGCUUUAACUGUCUCAUCUCCAAAGCCAGUGCAACUUGCUUUUUGUCAAAGGUAAGGACUCUUAUGCAUGUUUGUCCCUUUUUUUUUUUCCUGAUGUUGCUUUCCUUGAGCAUUAUUUGCUACUGUCCGGGAAUUUCUAUAGUGGGACUAGGUAUGCGGUAGCAGAUAAGAACGAAGAAAAGUUGCUUGUGAAGUGGCAUAGCAUCCUCUGAAUAUAAAGAACAAGUAUACUAUGUAAGCGAAUCUCAUAUCGCAAUUCUGUGAGGUUGGUAUUUUGCUCUUCUGUGACUUGAUCAACUGCAUAACUAGGGUACUCAGUUGGGUAGUGUUAUAAAGAGUAAAUCUGUCCUGGUUUUGAUGUACUAGAAAGUGAUCUUCUGGUUUUCUUUAUCCCUGAUUUGUGUUCAGGGAUCUGAUAUGUAUUGUUGUUAUCUUUGAUAAUUAUAACCCAAGGUGAGCUUUUAGAAUUAGAUAGGCUGUUAAAUUAGUGUUGGGGGAAAUUUGGAGUGCAUGAUUAAUUGCUGGGUAAUUUUUGUGAUGGUUAACCCUUUCAUAGAUUUGUAAAUGCACUUUUGGGAGCAAGUUCAUGCAGAGAACAUAUCUAGUUUGCAUAACAGCAGUAAAUUGUUCGAAGAUUUGAUGCAAGAGCUCAUGUGCAAGAAGAUUUUCAUUAUUAAUCAGGAGCUAUCACCAAUACAUUGAUUAUGAUCCAACUAUUUGCUCUAUUAAAAAAGAAAUGAUAAAAAGCAAAUUGCAGCUAUUAGAGGUUGGAUAUUUUCAAAUAAAAGUAGAUGACAAGCUAUAAUCUGUGAAACAGAAAAUUCAGUCCAUAACUAACUUGGCCGCUGAAGGUUUUUUCUUUUUGGUUAUAAAUUUUACAAGUAUUAUUUAUUUGAUUAUCAUUUAACAUAAGUAGAUAUUGGUUUUGUGAGUAUUCUGAAGUUAACUAAUCUUUUAUGGGCGAAGUAGAAACAGUGAGAGAUCACUGCCUCAGUCAAAAUCUAAAGCUAAAGCAUUGCUUACUUUUCUUUUUUCACAGGUACUAAUUACUAAGGCACCCGUGACUGAUAUAUGCUAGUAGGGAGAUCAUUGAAUGUAUUGGCACAGCUGAAUCUGAAUGCAGUGCCUCAUUCUCUUCGGCCAUAAUGAAAUAGGGAUGAUUCAAAUUCGAUGCAGUCUUUGCCUCUACAGUCUGCAGUCUCAGUGUCCAGCUGAUAUAGAAUUAGCACAAAUUUAAUGAUGAUGUUUUAUGUCGAAUGGUUGUGUUUUCAGUAGGAAGAACUGAUGGAUGGUGGCCAUUGUUCAACUUGAAGUGGACAUACACCUACUGACCUACAUACCACCAAGGCAGGGGGGAUGUAUCGAUUUUUGAUUUGUGGGCAUGUAUUUUAUCCCCGCUUAUUUAGAAAACUACAUGUCAUUUUCUA